CAUAUCGUCUACUAUUCCCUUGCUUUUAUAAGAGCAUCCUUUGUGCUUGGUCUGAGCCCUGUGAACCUGGCCUUGGCGGCUGCUCAAUGAGCAUUUCUGAGAGGAUGUGUUGGGAAGUAACACAUGAAACCUCUCCUGUCCUCUCAGUCUUGGUCCUUCACUGAGGUAGGGUGAACCUACCAGCCUCUGAGGUAACAAAGGCCAGUGUACAGUGUCACCAUGGCAACUCCAAUGAUCAGCUUGGAAGCCUGCUCCUUAGUAACCCACUGGUCCUCUAGGGUAUCAGUGUUACUCUAUCUGACCCUCCAGAGUGGUUCACCUGGGGAGGUGAGGCAGAGGUAGCUGUGAGGUGGUUGGGGCCUCCAUCGCCUCCUGAAGUUACAUUUUCCUUUUCCCCAUGCAGAGUUGCUUGUGAGUGCCAGGUGCCCAGGCUGCAGCUGCACGCAUCUUCCCGCCUCCUUGGCCAGUGCCUCCUAGGACCUUCCUCUCCAGGGCCAAGCUCAGAAACUGUGGGUCUCAGAGCCAGAAUCCAUGGAGCUGGGCCACCGACCAGGUACGACCACUUUGACAAGGACCCACCCAAACAACAAGGAGGGCCGGCAGGACACGGACUUGUCGAGAGCGGCCCUUGGCAACUUGGACAGCUCCACAUUCAAGCACCAUCCAGGGCUCUCCCAGAGCCCCCGAGACAGCCCCCUGAGCCAGGGCCACUUGGAGAUGCCACCUCCGCCGCCAUCUCCUGCCAGCAGGACUUCUCUGGCCAUGGGCUCACAGCCUGAGGACCUGAAGAAGGGGGCAUCUAGAUCCAGCUCGAGAGAAGCCAGGGAGAGCUCAGAACAGAGGACAGUGCCUCUGAGCCAGAAGGACAGUGUCAUUCCUGAAAACAUCCGCCACAAGUUUGGGAGCAAGGUGGUGGACCAUCUGGUCUCUGAGGAACAGGCUCGAAGGGCCAUUGGUGAAAUCUUUGAGGGCCAGAAGAGGUCAAGCUCAUGGCCCAGCAGGACCCAGAGCCCUGUACAAAUCUCCUCCAUCUUCGCAGACUACUAUGACCUGGGCUACCACAUGCGGUCCAAUUUGUUUCAAGGCCCACCCCAGGAGACGAAGAGCCUCAUGAAGGCUUCCUACACACCAGAGGUGAUUGAGAAAUCAGUGAGGGAUGUAGAACACUGGCAUGGCAGGAAGACGGAUGAGCUGGGACGGUGGCACCGGAAAAAUGCUAUGAAUAUGAACUUGCAGAAAGCGCUGGAAGAGAAAUAUGGGGAAAGGAGCAAAUCCAAGAACAAGUAGUUGACAGGACACUGGAAGGAAGCUCAAGGAGAGUGCUGCCAAUAAAGAAAGGCCCGGUCGGAGCCCUGCCCGUGUGCUGCUUCUCUCUGCGCUGGGAUGGGAACCCAUGAGUGGGUCUGGAGGAACUUCAGCUGGGGAAGGCAGAUGCUCUGAGCAGCUAGGAUUCCAGGACCCCCUCCUCAUGCCUUCCUCUGUGACCUCAGGAAGAGUUGGGGCAGUUGAGCCAGUGUGCCCUGGGUCACAGGUCCUCUACUGUUAAGUUAUACCCUUCAUGUGGCCCCCAGCUGAUUUUACCUGUUUCUAGAUGUUUAUUCCUCUCACAUGAACCCACAGACUUCAGAGGAAUUGGCCACAUCAUCCACCUCGUCUAACCCAGGAGUAGAUCUUAUGAUUCUCCCAUAUGCACAAAGUGAUUGGUUCAGACGUGGGCACGCGGCUCAGUUUGGGCCAGUGAGAUGGAUGGCAAAGUACAGGUGUGAGAUGUUGCCUGGUAAACACCUUUCUGAGCUGGACAUGCAGCAGAGUAUUUGUUACUCCCAACAUACUGAAUGAAGAGUCAGGAAGGCAUGCAGACCCUCUUGGCAGAUAUUUAAAAACCAGAGGAACUGUGGGCAGCUCAGCACAGUCUGUCUUCCUGGACCUUGUAGAGGUCACCCAGUUCUGGACCACAGUAGGGAUGGGUACUACUGCCGGGUUGGUUUUCACACCUUGAUGAGUACCACAUCUGAGAUGGUACCACAGAUGGAAAGGAUACUAUGGAUGGGAUGGGUACCACAUCUGAGAUGGAACCACAGUGGGAAGGAUACCAAAGAUGGAAUGGGUACCGCAUCUGAGAUAGUACCAUAGUUGGCAUGAGCAUCUCAUCUGGGAUGAGCCCUGCAGCUGGGAUGGGUACCACAGCUGGGAGGAUCAUUGUAAUUAUAAAAUAUGAAAACAUCAAUAAA
This is a messenger RNA of Onychomys torridus (southern grasshopper mouse), 2231 nucleotides long. RefSeq names its product testis expressed 33 (gene Cimip4). NCBI's taxonomy places the organism in Eukaryota, Metazoa, Chordata, Mammalia, Rodentia, Cricetidae. The coding region runs from base 532 to 1287 and encodes 251 amino acids. The transcript is spliced from 6 exons. The record is from RefSeq and is a predicted model, not a curated record.